AUGCAAGCAGAAGUAUUGCCGAUAUUGAUGCUCCACCUAGCAUAUGGGACAUUUUCACAGCCGACUUCGCUCAUAGAAACUGAGGUAUCAGUACCCAGACCAGCCAAGCCUGGCAACAUGCUGAUCUAUGUACCAGAAAAGGUGAUCAGACUUAAAAGGCAAUGUUGCUUCGAGACUGUCUGCGAAGAAGUACCUUUAGGUAUGGACUAUCACAGCACCUUCAAAUGCUAUGAAAAAUCUGUCUGUGGCAAAAAGUGCGACAAAAAUCGUGGUGCAACUGGGUGGUACUCUGACUAUAAUCAAGUUCCACAAUUGAUAAGGCGAGAUUUUAUUGACAAAUUCAUCACACACAGUCAAUGUGUCAGUUAUAAGUUUGACUGCAGUGUUUGCCCUGAUCCCAGUCGGUACAGAAUUAACAUAUUCGACUUAUCCAAGGACUGUGUGAAUUGUUACUAUCAGGGGCGUGUAUAAGAGAUGAGCCAAACAGGAUACCGCUAUCUACAAACACGACUAUGGAAGAAUUAGCCAAUUGUUAUAUUUGGAUCCCAUUAGCUUAGCUUCUGUAUUACUCUCUACAGGUUACUAUUAGCUGUUGAACUUGGUAUUGUUAAUUACCAGUUUUAUGACUGUUAUCAAAGUACAAAUGUAUUUUUUUAUAAAUAAAGUGCUAUAACGUACAUUUAUAGCUGAUUUCUAAUGGAGAAAAAUAUUGAGACAUGCGCUUGAUGUAGGUAAGUUCUAGAAAUAUUGGGAAAUUGUAGCUUUAGAGAAUCAACAGUUCCA
This is a messenger RNA of Acanthoscelides obtectus, 783 nucleotides long. Lineage: Eukaryota; Metazoa; Arthropoda; Insecta; Coleoptera; Chrysomelidae. The record is from the annotation of a GenBank genome assembly.